Molecule: messenger RNA, 3322 nt
Organism: Phodopus roborovskii (desert hamster)
Lineage: Eukaryota; Metazoa; Chordata; Mammalia; Rodentia; Cricetidae
Gene: Fam13c
Product: family with sequence similarity 13 member C
Exons: 14
Coding region: 164-1972 (602 amino acids)
Source: RefSeq, a predicted model, not a curated record
GGCCCCUGCUGGGGUGUCGUCAGGAGCAUGUGCAGACAGCAGCCCAAGGUAGAGCGAGCUUGCCGGUCAAGCCCUGAGACUUGCCUGGCAAUGCCAUGUUUGUGUGCUUGCUCUAACUCGGGGAGAGCAAUUAGGGAGACGACUCCCCGGCCGGACUUGGCUCAUGUUUUCUUGUUUCUGUUUCAGCCUUCAGGAUAAUUCCUUCGGCAACGCUGCUGUAGCUGAGUGUGAGGAAGACCCAGUCUCUUUACAUGAAGACGAGGACAACUGCUCUGGGCUCAGAGAUGAAAACAAUAAAGAGAACUACCCACAGCUGGGGGCUCUAAUAGACGAGCUUGCUCCGCCCUCCCACGAGGCCCAGCAGCAUGCAGAACAGACCCUGCUGGUGGAUGGAGUGCUGAGACCCAGUAUGGGUAACUUCAAGUCCCGGAAACCCAAGUCCAUCCUCAGAGCCGAGAGUGGCCGGAACCAUGGAGAAAGCCAGGAUACAGAGCAAGUGGUGACCAGUCAGUCAGAGUGCCAGAGUAGAGCGGGGACACCUGCUCACGAGAGCCCACAAAACAGCAUCAAGUGCCAGGAAACUGUGCAACUUCAAGCAAGAGUAGACCAGAGGGCUUCCAUUUGGCCAAAGGAUGCUUUUGGAGCUCAGCAGGACUUCCAUGAGAAUUCCUUGCUGAAGCUCCAAGCCCUCGAAUCUGAUCUGUGCUCUGCGUUUCUGGCGAACCAGGAAGAAGAUGGCCAGGUGCACGGAGUUAAGGACCCCACUCCAGCUUCCACCCAGAGUGUUCCUGCCAACAGUGACAGCAUCGUGGAUUCUGCAGACCCUGUGCCAACUCCUAAAGAUGUGCAGAGUGAUGGCGAUGGUAUACCAGAAGAUCUCCAGUCUGCAGGCACCAGCAGGCUACUCAGUCACAUCACUGAUGGCGAUAACCCAUUGCUGUCACCACGAUGCUCCAUCUUUAGCCAAAGUCAGAGGUUCAACUUGGACCCCGAGUCAGCUCCCUCUCCACCCAGCAGCCAGCAGUUUGUGAUGCCCCGGAGCUCUUCUCGGUGCAGUGGUGGGGAUGGCAAGGAGUCCCAGACCAUCACACAGCUCACUAAACACAUCCAGAGCCUCAAGAGGAAGAUUCGGAAGUUUGAAGAAAAAUUUGAACAAGAAAAGAAAUACCGGCCUUCACAUGGGGACAAGACUUCGAAUCCUGAGGUUCUGAAAUGGAUGAAUGAUUUGGCUAAAGGACGCAAACAGCUCAAAGAACUAAAGCUGAAGCUGUCGGAAGAACAAGGGAGUACCCCAAAAGGCCCUCGGAGAAACCCCUCCUGUGAACAGCCUUCAGUGCCCAGAGAAAAUGGCAAGUUGGAAGCUGUGGGUCCAGAGCCUAGUUCCUUUGGAGAGGAGACUUCAGAUGCUGUGAUGAUGGAGAGGAGAGACCAGAUUCCUUCCCAGGAUGAUGUAAAGGUAACUAAACAAGACAAGAACCUCAUAAAGCCUCUUUAUGACCGAUGCAGAAUUAUCAAGCAAAUUUUGUCAACACCCUCCCUGAUCCCAACAAUUGAGGAAGAGGACUCUGAUGAAGAUUGUCCACAGAGAAGCCAACCACCUUCUUUACCAGAUCCAGUGGCCCGCCUUCCUGUUGGUGAUCACCUCACCUACUCAGAGACAGAGCCUAUGAGGACCCUGAUACCAGAAGAAAAGAAAGAAGGGAAGCAACCAGCUCUCUCCAUGUCCAACUUACAUGAGGCCACCAUGCCAGUCCUUCUCGACCAUCUCCGGGAAACUAGGGCUGACAAGAAGAGGCUACGAAAAGCCCUGCGAGAAUUUGAAGAACAAUUUUUUAAACAGACAGGAAGAAGUCCGCAGAAGGAAGACAGGAUGCCAAUGGCAGAUGAGUACUAUGAAUACAAGCACAUAAAAGCCAAACUGAGACUACUGGAGGUCCUCAUCAGCAAGCAGGAUGUGGCCAAAACUAUUUGAGGUUUGGCUCUGAUCAUUUCCACCCAAGAUAAAGUCAAGUUUAUUUUCCUCUACUGUUCUUGAUAAGUAGUUUUGAUGUACUGAAAACUAAGCACUUUAGAGAUAGUAUUAGCUGUUUUUUUACAAAGGAAGAGUUAUUGUAAUUAUACACGAGAAGGGAUUUAAAUGGGGAAAUAGGUGAUAUUGGGUCUGGCAAACAUUCAUCUUUCUGCACACCAAACUGAAAUCCACAGUCAGAUGUAAUUGUUUAAAAAAAAAAUCUACUCUUAUCAAACUUAAAAUAACAUAUAGGCAGACUACCUGCUAAGGAAGGUUUACUAGUGCCCAAAGAUCAACUUCAUUGAUGUAUGGAAAAAGAGCAGGUUUAAAUUAAUUGGUGAGACAAGGAAGACUUCUGUUCUUAAUCCAGGGAGAAAACAGCCGGUAAGAAGGUAAUUUAAGUGAGACAAUAUCCACUACCUUGUCUUGUAAGUCUGUAGGUGUUCUAAACACUCUAAAAUACACUCGACUGUGUCACUAAUUUCUUAUUUCUACAUGAAAAUAGUGCAUUAUUUUAUCUGUUAUUUGAAAAUUUACAUUUCUGGUUACCAAAGUUCAUUUGGAUGGCAUGUACUUUGUGAAUUAUCUUUGUCUCUAACUGACAAAUGUUUAUAUUAAAAUAAAAUAUUAAAAAUUUAAAAUAGGUAUUUUGGAUAGGUGUGUCUGCAGUCUAAUAACCUAACGUGACCAUAGUAUUAUUGCUAAUUUUCUUGAUUAUAUAACUAUUUUUCCAUUGGGAAUAUGCAUCUUUCUUAAUGUUCCAAGGUCUGUACUUUAUAAAGUGAAACAAAUUUCUUGUGAGUUGAAUUCUGCGCAGGGUGAAGAUCUUGGAAAUCACCAAGUUACCUUUUAUUUGCUUUAUUUAGUGUAUCUUGCUUUUUUGCCAUUCCUUUAAAGCACAUUUCAGUUUUUGUAAGAUGAAGUAACAGACAUUUUCUCUUCAUCUUUGUUCAUAUUUCUGUUUUCUGUAAUUUUUAAGCAUGGUGUUGAAGAAACUCAGAUUUUCAUAUUGCUUGGACAGAAAAAAACUGAUUCCAGAAGCAGACUAAAUCAGAGGCAUACUGUUUUCUCUGUAUUCACCUGAUUUUUUAAAUCUUUUAUGAAUCAGAGUAAUGGCCUUCAUACAUUUGUUUAAUUGAAGUCAUCUACUGGUAACAGGACAGAUACACAACUAUUUAAGGUUUACAAAUUACAUCUUUGAUAAGGGAAAUGGUUUCGUGAGAUGUACACAAUUGCUAUUAAAAUGUAACUAUAUUCUAUAUGAUUGUAAAUAUUUUAUACAACAUACAAAUAAAAUAUUUUUCUAUUAUA